Molecule: messenger RNA, 4493 nt
Organism: Lolium rigidum
Lineage: Eukaryota; Viridiplantae; Streptophyta; Magnoliopsida; Poales; Poaceae
Product: protein SHORT ROOT IN SALT MEDIUM 1-like
Exons: 22
Coding region: 50-4228 (1392 amino acids)
Biological process (GO): regulation of DNA-templated transcription
Cellular component (GO): nucleus
Molecular function (GO): calcium ion binding
Source: RefSeq, a predicted model, not a curated record
CGGUUCCGGCGACCCCGCGCGCGGCAAGCCCUAGGCGGGCGCGUCCGCCAUGUUUCCGCCCAAGGGGCCCAAUCCCUACGGGCAGCAGCCACCCUACGGCGGGCAGCAAUCCUACGGCGGCCAAAUCCCUGGUGGUAGUAGUGGAUUUGGGGCCUCAGCAGCGGCAGGUGCCCGGGCCGGACAGGGGGCUGCUGGGCAGUACGGAGGGCCGUACGCGUCGGUGUAUGGCACACAGCAGGUUGGUGGACUUGGUGGCAAAGGUCCGGAUUCUUCUAGUCAUCCUAGCCUGCCAGCUCAUCCAACUUCACUCUCUCAGGCAUCCAAGUUCUCAUCUGGACCUGCAGGGUCCAACCUGGCAAGACCAAACGAUGACUAUAUGGCUGUGCGUGGAUAUGCACAGAAGUUAGACCAGUAUGGUACUGAUUACACAUCAGAGAGAAGAAUGUAUGGUGAACACUCAACUAAUCUCGGCAGGAGAGAUGGCCUUACUGAUUUGGAUAGAAGAUAUCCUGAUCAUAUACCUGCAGGCCAUCAGAUUCAUGACCGUGUGGAGCAGGGUUCAACUAUGCGCCAUCCGCCACUCCUGAAAGCGCAGCUACCUGUGUCUGAUAUGAGACAAGCCGAUUACUUUGCAGGAAGGUCCGCUACAAUCCAUCAAGAAUCUCAGGAACUUGGUUCAUACGGAAGGGCUGAAGCUGAUCAUCGCAACUUGUCCAUUCUUGGGAAUGUUCCAUAUGGAGGACAACAGACAUCUUCAUUGUUGGCAGGAGCCCCUAGGACAAACAUUGAUAGCCUUGGCUAUGGACAAGGAUCAUCAGGCAGUGGGUAUGGGAUGAGUCUGCCCCCUGGGCGUGACUAUGCCUCGGGGAAAGGCCUUCUCCAUCCAUCUUCAGAUUCUGAUUACCGAGACAGCAUCUUACCCCGUGGACGUCCAGGCAUAUCCAUGGUCGAUGAACGUGCAAUUGACCGGGUUGGUUAUCGUCGUGAGCUGGAGCUAAGAGAUGAGGAACGUCGAAGGGAUCUCUUGCUGGAAAGGGAAAAGGAGCUUGAACGGGAACGCGAACGGGACUUGCGAGACCUUCGAGACCGUGAAAGAGAAAGAGACCGUGAAAGAGAAAGAGAGCGUGAAAGGGAAAGGGACCGUGAAAGAAUAAGGGAACGUGAAAGAGAAAGGGAGCGGGAGCGUGAAAGGGAACGCGAAAGAGAACGUCUUCGUGAACGCCGCGAGAAGGAGAGGGAGCGGAACAAGAAGCAUGUAGCUGAUUCAAGGCGAGAGCGCACUCCACCUAGAACCUCUGGCGAUCGACGGCGUUCUUCUUCUGUUAGGUCUGAGAAGCCUUUGCGGCGACCUUCACCUCGGCGUGAUGCUGUGCAUAGGCAUCGUUCACCUAUUAAAGAAAUAAAGAGAGAAUAUAUAUGCAAGGUUUUGCCAUUUCGUUUGGUGGAUGAUGAGAGAGACUGUUUAUCUUUGACAAAAAGAUAUCCUAGGCUAUCAGUUAUUCCAGAUUUUUCUAAGAUUGUACUAAAUUGGGCUAAAGAAAGCCUAAAUCUGUCUCUGCACACACCAGUGAGUCUAGAGCAUGCCAUCUGUGAAGAGGAUGAUAAGACUGAUGAAAGCGCAUUGGUAUCUUCUGUGGAAACAUCAAUCACAAAGACCUCCGAAACCAUUUGGAAUGCAAAGGUACUUCUGAUGAGUGGUAUGAGCAAUGGUGCCUUUGCUGACAUAACGUCAAUGAGAAGUACCGAGGAAAGAGUGGUGCACUUGAACAAUAUCUUAAAAUUUGCUGUAUUCAAGAAGGACCGUUCACUUCUUGCUAUUGGUGGCCCUUGGAAUGCAGCACUUGAUGGUGGAGAUCCAUUGGUUGAUUGUUCUUGCUUGAUUCAAACCGCCAUCAGACAUGUGAAGGAACUGGUUCAAGUUGAUUUAUCUAAUUGUACCAGUUGGAAUCGUUUUCUCGAGGUCCAUUACAACAGAUAUGGCAAUGAUGGACUGUUCAGUCACAAAGAAAUUACUGUACUGUUUGUGCCAAACCUGUCGGAAUGCGUGCCUUCAGUGGAUAUAUGGAAGAACAAUUGGAUUGCAUACCGAAAAUCAAAGACAGAAAGGGAGCAGCUGACUAUGAAGAAAGAAAAGAACCCAGAUGAUCCAAAGGAGCAGAAGCAAGGGGAGCCAAGCGAGGCUAAAAGUUCAAAUGACGAUCAAUUGAAGGAUGGUGAUAUUGCUGCCAAAAUUGAGAAAGUUGAUGCUGAUAUGGAACAGCAGGGCAAAGAUGGAGAUACCAAUCUUGCUGGUAAUGAUGGGGAGAAUCUUGAUAAAGUUGGGGAGCAAGUUGAGAAGAUGGUGGGGGUUGUUGAAGGAAACACUUCUGGCGACGCUUCUGUUGACCAUGUUACUGAGGAUAAAAAGCCCAUGAAAAAGAAAAUAAUAAAAAAAGUUGUGAAAGUUGUUCGAAAAAAGCCAGCUGGUGAGACUUCGGUGGAUAAAUCGCCUCAGGUUGGCAAGGAUGCUGUAGCAGAAACUCCAGGUGAAACCGCUGAAAAACACAUUGAACCGAAGAUUGAGGAUGUUGGGAAAGAGCAGGCCGGGUCUGGCAUCAGUCAGCAGCCUGAGGCCAAGAAAUCUGGUAAGAAGAAGGUAAUUCGAAGGGUUAUUAAAAGAAAAGUACCUGCUUCAGCGUCCGAGUCAACUGCCCUUGCUGCACCUGCUGAAACAAGUAAACAAGAAGUAGAAGUUCAACCGGAGAAGAAUGAUGAAGACCUCACUGAUGCUGGGAAUUCACAGACUAAGCUGGAAGAGGGAUUGAAAACUCCUCCUGAAGAUAUCUCAAAUCAGAAGAAAGAAGAAGGAUUGAAAACUCCUGUUGAAGAUACCUCAAAUCAGAAGAAAGAACAGGAGCUGGAGGUGAAGGGACACAUAUUGACUGAUGAUCAAAAGUCAAAUGUAGAUACGGUCAACCAGCAGGAAGCUGUGGACCAAAAAGAUGCAAAAGUUGAUGAAAAAAAUGGAAAGAAUGACAAGAAAAAGGAUGAUAAUGAAAAAAAGGAUACAGACCAGAAGGUGGACUCAAAGAAAAAGUCACCCAAUGACAUUAAAGAAAAGAAGAAGUCCGACGAACCUCCGAAGCAUCCAGGAUUUAUUCUUCAGGCCAAAAAGAGCAAAGAAUAUAAACUCCGUUCAACAUCCCUUUCAUUGGAUGGCCUCCUGGACUACACCGCCAAUGAUACAGAGGAGUCGGUAUUUGAGCUUUCUUUGUUUGCUGAAUCAUUCAGUGAAAUGCUUCAAUACAGAAUGGGUUGUGUGAUAUUGUCUUUUCUUGAGAAACUUUACAGGCAGUAUGUUAUGAAGAGGAACCAACGUAAGCGCGAAAGAGAGGAAGAUUUAAAGAAGGAAUCUGCAGAGAAGCGACUCAAGACAACUGAUGAUAACCUAACUAGGAGUACAUCAGUGAAUCCAGGUAAAAAUGAUGAAAUAACAAAGGAGGGUGGUGAAAAGAUAAUUACAGACAAUGCAGUAGCUGCCCAUGAGGGACAGAUAAAAGAGGGUGACAAGAAGAUGAGUACAGAUCACCCAGAGGCUGCCCAUGACGAACUGAUAAAAGAGGGCGAGGAAAAGACUGGCACAGACCAUUCAGCAGCUGCCCGUGAUGAACCUGAAGCUGAUGUGAAAAUGGAGGAUGAGGAUCCUGAAUAUGAAGAAGACCCUGAAGAAGUAGAAAUGUAUGAAGGCGAUGAGGACAUGGAUGAAGCUAGUGCUGAAGGGCUGGUAGAAGCACAGAAUGAGGAUAAGUCGAAUGAAAGAGAAACCAAGCCAGAAGAUGUAAGUCCAAAAGAUGAUGGAAACAGGACAACAGAGAAUCUAAAGUUGGAAAAUGUGGAUGAAAAAUCUGCUUUAGGAGAGGACAAACAGUCUGUAGCAGAGAAAGGAGAUUUGAAAGAAGUUGGAGAAAAGUCACUUGGGAAGGAGGGAAAGACGUCUGUAUCACAAAAGGGAGAUUCAGCAAAACAUGAGGUGGUUGAUAAGGACCUGUUGCAGGCUUUUAGGUACUUUGACCAAAACAGAGUUGGUUAUAUAAAGGUGGAUGAUUUAAGGUGCAUCCUUCACAACUUGGGGAAAUUUUUAUCCAAUAGGGAUGUGAAGGACAUGGUUCAAAUUGCUCUUGCUGAGAGCAAUUCUGCAAGGGAUGGUCGCAUUAUCUACACAAAGCUUGUGAAGAAAGUUGACUCCUGAUCUGGACCUGGAUUGACCCUGGCAGCCCGUUGAGAUGAUGGAACUUAUUCUCGAGACUUCUUGACGAUGAUGAGUGGAAAGUCAGCCAUGGUGAAUAGUAGUAGUGAUUUACUUAGUUACUUCCAUUUUGUUUGAAUGGUUACCUGAUCAUGAACCUAGCAACAUAGUAUUGUUUGUAUGUUGACCUACUAGGGAAUUUUCAUUAGACUUCUUGCGCACAACAUGACUUGGAAAUAAAAGUUUGUUCGUACUCUAUUUUCGAUUU